AUGCCACAAAUGUCUCGCCGCUUUGCGUGGGGUCUAGGAAUGUGUCCGAUUGGCAAGUCUGACCAGUCUACUGGCCAUCAUGUAUCAGCUAGUUAUGUCAUACAAAUUGGCGACAUUAAGCUUAUGUUUACGGUACCGUAUGCGCUCGAGACAGAGAAAGCUUUUGAUGCAGUGAGUGCAAUGCCCGGUUAUGACCUAGUGUUCGCGCAAAAGUUUGUAAUGAAACACGGUGUGGUGGAACCUCAUACGCUGACUGACAAGGGGUCGGGCAAGACAACCACUGUGUCGGAGGUCAAGCUGUACGGUGACGUGGUAAUCCGCUGGGGGAGUGGCAACAUCGCGGGACCUUUUGUGCCCGACUACCAGAAAUGUGACAGUGUACCAGACGUGAACAUUGGCAUCAAGCGCCUUGAUCACUGUGUGGGCAACGUGCCGAAUCUUUUGGAGGCAGUCAAGUACAUCUCAGACUUCACGGGUUUCCACGAAUUUGCCGAGUUUACGGCCGAAGAUGUGGGAACGCUAGACUCAGGGCUCAACAAUUUGGUGCUAGCCAGCAACAACGAAAUGGUGCUACUGCCUGUCAAUGAACCGACAUUUGGCACAAAGCGCAAGAGUCAGAUCUAG
This is a messenger RNA of Plasmopara halstedii, 624 nucleotides long. Its product is annotated as 4-hydroxyphenylpyruvate dioxygenase. The record is from RefSeq and is a predicted model, not a curated record. Lineage: Eukaryota; Oomycota; Peronosporomycetes; Peronosporales; Peronosporaceae. Gene Ontology annotation, biological process: L-tyrosine catabolic process. The transcript is spliced from 2 exons. Bases 1 to 624 code for a protein of 207 amino acids. Gene Ontology annotation, molecular function: 4-hydroxyphenylpyruvate dioxygenase activity.